Messenger RNA from Fusarium subglutinans, 1326 nucleotides. RefSeq lists its product as uncharacterized. The record is from RefSeq and is a predicted model, not a curated record. NCBI's taxonomy places the organism in Eukaryota, Fungi, Ascomycota, Sordariomycetes, Hypocreales, Nectriaceae. The coding region runs from base 1 to 1326 and encodes 441 amino acids. The transcript has a single exon.
AUGACAUCGCAAGACUCGCCUGCUAGUUUCGGAGUCAUCGGCGCCAAGCCGCCAGUACUCUCGACUUCAUCAUCACCAUAUUCCAUCAUCUUUGAAUGGACAGCACUACUCCCAUUAGUCAUUUAUCUAUCCACCAGUCGACUACCGCAUCGAUUAGUCGGCCAGACCGCAUUGUCUGGCUAUGUCCCCGUCGCACUAUUCCCUCGCUUGGGAGUCAUAGCAACUAUAGCCGAUUUCCUUCAACAAGGCCAAGAGUUCUUGGAUCGUGCAUCUUCUGGUAAUGACCUUCGUAGGAAGGUCUGGGACGUCAACUGGGGAAGCAUAUUCCCCUGCGCCAACGGAGCGGUAGCCGCUAUGCUCAGCGCUUACGCGCUUCGCAAAGUCAAUGUUCAAAGGGUACCGGAAGAAGUGGAACAGAUCCCUGGGUCAAAAGAAGGCUUCAAGCCUCUCAAACCCAGUAGCCCGUUUCGUCGCUAUCAAAAGCUCCACAUACUGCGCUUUACCGAGACAACGAAAGAGAUAAGCCGUGCCCGAUGUCUUUGGUCCGGUCUCCCUACCAUCUUCGAGUUUCUUCUUCCCUUGGGGCUUCUCGGGGUCAGCAUUGUCUGCUUUCUUUGCGGGCUCUACGGAACGGGUGUCGCAAUGGUACUCGCCGUUCUCCUACGCAUAAGUAGACACCUUAUGGUUAUCGAGCGACCAGAUGGCUACCUCAAAAACAAUGAGGCUGGUCUCCCAGGCUGUAUGUUGGUGGCUCUGAAUGAGAAUGCUUCGACAUGGUAUCUAUACAUCGGUUCGCGUGGAAUCAUCGAUACCAUGCUUAACAAGACCAUGGUACAAUCGGUGCACUCCCCGCUGGGAAUAUGGCAUGCUUACGCCCUACGAGCUUUGGAGGCGUUACAAAUCCUCGUCAUGACCUAUGUCGCCGCUCAAAAAGGCUGGGAUGGAGUUGCACUUCUAUCGCUUGUUGUUGUUUCGUCUAUGCUUGACUCUAUAGCCUAUAGUGAUGAUCGUUUAGCGUCACAAUGGCUCGAGCGAGAAGGCGUAAAUGUCGACGCGACUACUCUCCAGUUUAGUGGUCGAACACCGAUGAUUGGAACGAUCCAGACUUUGGGUAACCAAAGAUCGACUUCGUGGAUGGACGGAAUCAUUGCUCCCUCAACUCGCCGUGAUGCAUGGCUUCGGAGGCUUUCAUCUGAUGGGAAAGAAGACGCUUUUGAGAAGGAAGUUAGUCUUGCUGACGAGGAUUGGAUCUAUCUGAACGAGAGACUGACUCUUGCGGCUCGAGAUAUGAUUCCACCCGAUAUCAGAGCUGAGUCGAGCCCAUAA